Molecule: messenger RNA, 558 nt
Organism: Cylicocyclus nassatus
Lineage: Eukaryota; Metazoa; Nematoda; Chromadorea; Rhabditida; Strongylidae
Source: the annotation of a GenBank genome assembly
AUGGAACGUGAACAGUCCCUCGAUCAGCGGUCUACUGGAGAACAUGUACAGGGGGGAUGGAAUCGAGAUGGAGAAAGAAAAGCAUUAGAAACAGUAGUAGAAGAAGAAGAAGAAAAAUAUGAUUAUGAUAAUGUAUACUGCAGAGACAUCGUGCCAUGCAUAGAAGGAUUGCCGUGGAACGCAUACCCUUACCAGAGUUUGCUUUGGAGACUGGCACAAGAAAUCUGCGACGUGCUCGACCUUCUUGAUAACCAUCAUACAACCUAUAAUUGCACACUAGAGAAGAGAGCUAUGGAGUAUCAAAUAGAGCAGGUGCAGAACCCAGCUUUUGCCAUAAGGGAUUGCCACGUAAAUUUACAGGGGACUCUUUCAGAAAAAGAAGAAAGCGAUGAGGGAGUGGGUCGAAUUGUCAUGACUCAGAACGAUAAUGUUAUUUCUACACUAGAGGGAUGCGGAGAAGUAAGCUUCUACGGCUGCGGAAUACGAGGAGAUGGAUAUGAAAAUUUCGGAGGAGUGAGGAUAUUGUGUCUUUUCGGUAAGUUUGAUUGCAACUCUUGA